This is a messenger RNA of Rotaria sordida, 995 nucleotides long. Lineage: Eukaryota; Metazoa; Rotifera; Eurotatoria; Philodinida; Philodinidae. The record is from the annotation of a GenBank genome assembly.
UAUUUCAAUCAUGUCGACAAGUUAUUAUAAAUAAACGUGAAGAAUGGAAAAAAUUAGGUUUAACAAAUCAUUUAAAACAAUCAUCAUUAAAUUUAUUAAAUACAAAACAUUUAACUAUAUUUGAUCGAACAAAACCUGAUGGUUUAUUACUUGAAAUAUAUGUUCAUAUAACAAAAUUAUGUCAAAUAUCAAUAGGACAAUUACUUUGGGGUGAUAUAUCAUUAAUUGAUGAACAAUAUCUUAUUUGUCAUCAACAUAAAAUUGAAAAUCAAACAGUUAGACUUUAUGCAACACCACAUAAUAUUUUGACAUGUCCAGUACAAGCCUAUCGACUUUAUGCAACACAUCGACCACCACAAUGCAAUACACCACAAUCACCAUUUUUUCUUGUGCCACGUUCAACAAAUAUUCAUCCAAUUUGGUAUAAAACAACAGCAGCUGGUAAAAAUCUUGAACAAAUACUUCAAAAAGCUAUACAACAUGCUACUCUUCUUAAACAAUCAUCAUCUCCAAAUGUAAAUGAAUUAAUAUCUAAUGGAAAACGAAAUGAAUUACAAAGUAAUUCAAAACGAUUACAAUCAUCUUUAAUUCAACCACUUAAUCUAUCUGUUACAACAACAACAACAACAACAAUAGAAGAUGAUAGUGGUACAGCUUUAUCAUCACCAACAAAUUCAUUAUCAAAUGAUGUUAUAUCAUCAUCAUCAACAACAAUAAAUGGUUUUAUUAAUAAAUCAAUAAUAACACCGGUUUGGGAUGAAAGUGUUACUGAUAUAUUAUUAACUAUUGCUAAACAACGUGAUACACGUACAGUAAAAAUAAAUACACUUCGAACAUAUUUAGAAGAAAAAUUAGGUUUUGUAGAAUUUUUAUGUCUUUAUCGUGGUUUUAAAUCGGAACCAAAAAUAACAUUUCAUGGGACACCAUGGGAACAUUAUCAACGUUUUUUACCUGUUCUUUUUACAUUGCUCACACUUGAAAAUACGACUGUUUAA